This is a messenger RNA of Trichobilharzia szidati, 641 nucleotides long. The record is from the annotation of a GenBank genome assembly. Lineage: Eukaryota; Metazoa; Platyhelminthes; Trematoda; Strigeidida; Schistosomatidae.
AUUGAUAGAUUGGAAUAAAGUAAGUGUAUCAGAGAAUUAACUAUAGAAAUCUGUUGGAAUAAUUUAUCAUUUCAUGGUACAACUUAUUUAUUACGAAAGUCGUGGGAUAUCAUGCAGUUAUCUUCUACGCAAUGGAAUGAAAAAAGUGGUAGUCAAAUUGGAAGCAUGUGAAAAUUGGCCAUAUCCAAGUUCAGAAUCACAGUGGCUAUUGACAUUUAAUCGAUUUUUAAGAAAUUGGUGCAAAGUUGUUCAAAUAACAAGUGGAGGAACUAAACGAUACGAAACAAUCGGACAUGCAACAUUCACGAAACUAGAGGGCACAAUGUUUGUAACGGGAAAAUUUAAAACUGAUUUGGCAGGAAAGCAACAAAAACUGCCAGAUUUUUGUUUGUAUCUAACUACAAACAUUAUGGAUACCGAUUUUUAUCGUGGGUGUUUACUAACUGGAAUGUUGGAGAGAGGCAAUCGAAAAUUAGGCAUUUGGGAGUCGACACAUUAUGCGUAUGUUAAACGCGAAGGUUACUGAAAACAACAUUCUAUACUUUGUUGUCAUUAUUUUUGUAAAUUUUAUUGAAGCAAUUUUUAAAAUUGUGUUCGGGUCUGUAUGAAACAGCCAACUAAUAAACAUAAUUAAAUUAAAA